Acanthosepion pharaonis is the source of this 1872-nucleotide messenger RNA. Lineage: Eukaryota; Metazoa; Mollusca; Cephalopoda; Sepiida; Sepiidae. The record is from the annotation of a GenBank genome assembly.
AUGUUCAUAUCCCUCUCCGUCUAUCUAUCUAUCUAUCUAUCUAUCUAUCUAUCUAUCAGUGUGUUCAUAUCUCCCUCUUUCUCUCUCUCUCUUAAUCUCUUUAGCUACCUAUUUCUCUGUCUCCGUAUGUUCAUAUCCUCUCCGUCUAUCUAUCUAUCUAUCUAUCUAUCUAUCUAUCUAUUCAUCAGUGUGUUCAUAUCUCCUCUUUCUCUCUCUCUCUUAAUCUCUUGCUACCAUUUCUCUGUCUCCGUAUGUUCAUAUCCCUCUCCGUCUAUCUAUCUAUCUAUCUAUCUAUCUAUCUAUCUAUCUAUCAGUGUGUUCAUAUCUCCCUCUUUCUCUCUCUCUCUUAAUCUCUUUAGCUACCUAUUUCUCUGUCUCCGUAUGUUCAUAUCCCUCUCCGUCUAUCUAUCUAUCUAUCUAUCUAUCUAUCUAUCUAUCACUACCUAUUUCUCUGUCUCCGUAUGUUCAUAUCCCUCUCCGUCUAUCUAUCUAUCUAUCUAUCUAUCUAUCUAUCUAUCUAUCAGUGUGUUCAUAUCUCCCUCUUUCUCUCUCUCUCUCUUAAUCUCUUUAGCUACCUAUUUCUCUGUCUCCGUAUGUUCAUAUCCCCUCCGUCUAUCUAUCUAUCUAUCUAUCUAUCUAUCUAUCUAUCUAUCUAUCUAUCAGUGCGUUCAUAUUUCCUCUUUCUCUCUCUCUCUUAAUCUCUUUAGCUACCUAUUUCUCUGUCUCCGUAUGUUCAUAUCCCUCUCCGUCUAUCUAUCUAUCUAUCUAUCUAUCUAUCUAUCUAUCUAUCUAUCUAUCAUCUAUCUAUCUAUCAGUGCGUUCAUAUUUCCCUCUUUUCUCUCUCUCUCUCUUAAUCUCUUUAGCUACCUAUUUCUCUGUCUCCGUAUGUUCAUAUCCUCUCCGUCUAUCUAUCUAUCUAUCUAUCUAUCUAUCUAUCAGUGCGUUCAUAUUUCCUCUUUCUCUCUCUCUCUCUUAAUCUCUUUUUACCUAUUUCUCUGUCUCCGUAUGUUCAUAUCCUCUCCGUCUAUCUAUCUAUCUAUCUAUCUAUCUUACUUUUUACCCUAUCUGUUCUCACAAAGUUCCUUCUGCUGUAUUUCAGACUUCCUCUCUUAUUUUAUCAUUUUAUUAUCUAAAUUCUUCCCCUCUCUCUCUCUCUCUCUCUCUCAGUUAUUUUGCCCUUUUCUUCCCCACUCUUUCCUUCUUUAUGUUGGACUAGUUUUCUUCCUUUCACUUUCCCAAUCUCACGUCUUCAUGACCCACGCUUCUUUUUUUUUUUUAAUAUUAGUUUCUUCUCUUAACAUUAUGCCCAUGUUUUCUUUUUAUUUAAAUUACUUUUUCAACUCUCUUUGGAGUUAUUUUCGUUUCAGUUUGGGGCCAGCACUGCGAAACAGUGAAGGCGGAGGUGGGACAUUUCGUCUAUGGCGCCGGCGGCAGGUCUAUCCUUUUCUUUCUACAUCUCUUUCUUUCUUUUUUACUUUAUUUUCUAAAUGCCAUUCUUUCUUUCUAAUUUUCAUUUAUUCCGGACUUUUUCUUUCCAAAUCUCUUUCUUUCUUUCUUUCUACAUUACUUUUACUUAAUUUCUUUCCUCAUUUCUUUCUUUCGAAAUGUCAUUUUUACAAAUUUCUUUCUUUCUAUAUUUCUUUCUUCCUUUGUAAAUUUUAUUCUUUCCGCUCUUCUUUCUUUCUAUAUUUUUCUUCUUUCUAUCUUCUUUCUUUCUUUCUUUCUUUCCGCAUUUCUUUCUUUCUUUCUUUUUUUCUUUCUUUCUUUCUUUCUUUCUUUCUUUCUUUCUUUCUUUCUUUCUUUCCGCAUUUCUUUCUUUCCGCAUUUCUUUCUUUCUUUCUACAUGUCUUUAUUUCCUCGUUUCUCCCAUGA